Ornithodoros turicata is the source of this 7394-nucleotide messenger RNA. RefSeq names its product serine-rich adhesin for platelets-like. Gene Ontology annotation, biological process: protein processing. Gene Ontology annotation, cellular component: plasma membrane. Gene Ontology annotation, molecular function: metalloendopeptidase activity. The record is from RefSeq and is a predicted model, not a curated record. Lineage: Eukaryota; Metazoa; Arthropoda; Arachnida; Ixodida; Argasidae. The transcript has a single exon. The coding region runs from base 229 to 7284 and encodes 2351 amino acids.
CCCAUUUUUUCCACUUCUUGACAGGAUGGUCAGCUGUCGUCAACCACUACGCUGACUGUUGCAAAAUUUUAUUGCUCGCAAAAUCUGAUACGUUCUCGGUUGAAAUCAUGCGAAGGGUCAUGUUGCCAUUCAAUUACUCGUCACCUGUUGUGCCAACUGUUCUCCUACGUUGAAACUUGUUCCGUUCCUCUCAAUAUCAGCAGCAGCAGCACGGGCAAGUAUACAGAAAUGGAAACAAGUCAAGCCAGCGGACAAUAUGAGUACAAGCUCGGCCUCGGAUUGAACAUUGGGUGCCAACGUCCUGCAUUACCAGCGCUGAACCCACAGGAGGCUCAAGGUCAACCUCCCGAACCAUACGCGGCGUGUGUGGCGCCAAGAGUGGGACGUAGCAGCCCAAAUCUUCCCUUGCGUUUGCAAGAGGACAAGCCACUUUUCCGAGUCAUAGCCAGACGCCGAAUACGAGAGUUACGUCGAUGCAGCUCUUGUGGAAAUCUCCCUGAUUCGACAAGGUUUCCAGACGAGCUCACAGCAAGCUCGCAAGGAAGCGUACAGCAACGUCAAUCGGGCUCCUUGGGCGCACCCCGGUCGGCCAGUGCGAGCUCACUUCGCAUACACGUUCAACGAAAGAAGCGGCGCUCAAGAUCACGUGGAAGGCGAGGGACAAUAACCAUCGACAUCGAGGACGUUAGUGACUCGUCAGAGAAGUUCAUACAUUUAGCUCCAUCAGCAGUCUCGCCACUUGACCAAAAAAAUGUCGUCAGAACGGAAGGACAAGAACUCGCAUUUCAAGGCUUGUCGAUUCCUACGUACCAAGGGGGUCCUUUUCCACCUGUCUCAUAUUCUGUGCCAGAUGUGCGGAGCGAGAAGACAGAGCAAGGACAGUAUCCUCCAAUUUACGUUCCAGGAGCAACAGCAGACAUAAAAGAUCACGAAGUUCAGGAACUCUACAGCUACGAUAAACAGAAAACACAAACACCGGUUCAGAGCCAAGAAGCAAAAGCAGAUCUUCAAGCUGUAACUCAGCAAAUGGCAACAGGAAAACUGGAGUCUCCACAAAUGGCCCCAAGCAAGACAAUGUUGAAGCCCACCCAAAAGAGUGAUUCCCAAACACGCAAACUCCGAUUUUCCGAUGAGGUUAUCGUUCACAAACAUGAUCGGGACCUUGCAGGAACAGGCCUCGCGGGAAAACCGCCUUUGGGGUCCGACUCAUCUCCCUCUCGUUGGGAAUCCGAAACGUCCUCAAGUGGCUCAAGUUCCCCAAGUGGUGAGUACCCGGCGAUUGUUCCGGGAAUGCCGCCAUUUGCCCGAAGAAGUUCCGUUAUGCGUCGGAAGAAGGGUUUGAAGAAAAAGCGUUCAAGUGAAACAGAUUCUGAGAAACAGGAUGAUAUCUCUCCCAUUUCCGCUAAACAGCCCGAUGAUAGCAAGAAGGAUAGAGGUGCAAAAAAGAAGAAGAAGAAAAAGAAAAAAGGUACAGAGGCUGCAAAGGAAGCAGCUGUCCAGGAAACCCCAGAAGAAAAACCCCCCGUGAUGACGGAUCGAUCCCCAAAGAAACUUUCAAAGGCCAAAGGAAGCAGCAAGAAGUCUAAAAAGAAAGUUGAUGGCACAGAAAUACCUGAAUCUCCUUCGGAAUCAAGUAGCGAGAGUGAUACACCAAAAAGAAAAGGGAAGAAGAAGAAAAAGGGCGCCAAGAAGAAAAAGGGCUCCGAGAGUGCUUCUGACGAUAAGCAAGCAGUACAAGGUGUUGAUAUAGCGAUACCCGAGGGUGCUCCUUCGGGCACUGAGACACCUCUGAAGGAACCACUUAAGAAAAAGGCUGCUAGUGGUAAAAAAAAGAAGAAGAAAGAUAGUGGUGCAGAAACGCCAGAAAGCCCAUCAGACACGAGCAGUAAGAGUGAACCAUCCACAGAAAAGAGUUCCAAGAAGAAAAAGGGUCCUAAGAAAAAGAAGGGUUCCCGGAAAGCCUCUGAUGGUGACGGUAUGCCUCGCGAUGAUCAGCCUGCAAACCAAGGCCCAACUGAAACGCCUCCAAAAAUCGGCGCGAAGAAGAAAGGUGGUAAAAAGAAAAAGAAAAGUGAUGGUCCAGUAACGCCUGAACCCUCUUCGGAACAGAGCCCUUCGAGUGACACAUCGAAUGAAAAAGGCACGAAGAAAAAAAAGGGCACCAAAAAAAAGAAGGCCUUAAAGAAAGAGCCCGACAACAAGGCUCAACAAGACGACAAAGUUGAUGCCCCGUCCAUAAAAGAGGGUGGAGAUGAAACAUCCGCGAAGAAAAAAGGGAAGAAGAAGAAAGGUGGAAAAAAGAAAAGUGAUGGUCCGGUAACACCUGAACCCUCUUCGGAACAGAGCCCUUCGACUGACACAUCGAAUGAAAAAGGCACGAAGAAAAAAAAGGGCACCAAAAAAAAGAAGGCCUUAAAGAAAGAGCCCGACAACAAGGCUCAACAAGACGACAGAGUUGAUGCCCCGUCCAUAAAAGAGGGUGGAGAUGAAGCAUCCGCGAAGAAAAAAGGGAAGAAGAAGAAAGGUGGAAAAAAGAAAAGUGAAGAAACGCCUGAAAACCCAUCGGACGCAGGCAGCAAGAGCGGAAGCGAUGCGUCGUCAACCAAGAGUACCAAGAAGAAAAAGGGCAGUAAGGGCAAGAAGGGCUCUAAAAAGAGCUCAGACGAGAAAGCUCCGGACGAUGGAUCUCCGUCAGGAGCAAGCAGUAAGAGUGAUACGUCGACAGAAAAAGGCGCCAAGAAGAAAAAAGGCUCGAAAAAGAAGGGCUCAAAAAAAGCGUCCGACGAGCCUGAACCACCACCUGACGCACAAGUUAAACAGGAGGGGAAGUUCGUAACAUGGGAAAGAAAACUUGCGAAGAAAAAAGGUUCCGGCGGCAAGAAACCUAAAAAGAAGGACGACAAAGCCCAGGAUGCAGGCGGAUCCUCAGAAACUACUAGUAAGAACGAUUCAUCUCCAAAGAAGGUAUCAAAAAAGAAGAAAGCCACAAAAGACAAGAAAGCACCACAGGGAGGUGACGUAGCAGUGGCUCCAGAUGCAGCACCUGCAGAUGAUAUGGGGACGUCACCAAAAACGCCAAAGAAAGGCUCUGAUGGCAAGAAGCCCAAAAAGAAAGGCGUCAAGACAGGAGCUUCCCAAAGCCCAACAGAUGCAGGUAGCAAGAGCGAUACAUCAACAAAGAAAGGCAAGAAAAAGAAAGGAGCAAAGGGCAAGAAGGAGCAACAAGAAGUCAAAUCGCCUGCACCUCCUGACGCAGAACCAGCAAGUCAGAGUGAAAGCAAAAGCUCGCCAAAAACAACUAAAACAAACGGCUCUGGUACUAAGAAGACUAAAAAGAAAGACAAGUCAGGAACCCCAGAAGCGGGUAGUAAAACCGACACACCAACGAAGAAGGGCUCAAAAAAGAAAAAAGGUGCGAAAGGGAAAGCACCUGGACCUUCAGAUGCAGCUCCACAAAGCCUGCCGGACACAGGUGGUAAGAGCGAUGCAGCAACAAAAAAAGGCUCUAAAAAGAAGAAAGGUUCGAAAGACAAAAAGUCUCCACAACAAGGUGAUGUAGCCAUACCGACCGAAAAACCUUUAAAGAAACUUACAAAGAAAAAAGGCAAGAAGUCUAAGUCUCCUGGUCAGCCUCCAGAAGCUGGAAGGAAACUAGAAACAGAAGCUGCGGUGCCACAGGCAGGCCAAGAUGUCGCUGCGGACCUUGAUAUAGCUACGAAACAGUGGACAGGAACAGAAACAGGAACUACAACAAGUGAAGUUCCUUCGACCGAAAUGUCGUCGUCCAAAACUAAUGAACUAGAAACAGUGACAAGGUGCCAAGGUGAACCAUCGAAAAGAGCAGGAAGCUGCUUCGAUUUCCUGUGGAGCAAGUUUAUUCCUGGUUCGGUCGAUAGAGAAAAAUCAACACAAACUGAUGAGUACGUCCCAAGAAACGUCUCUUUGGGCAUUCGCGUAUCUACAAGUGGGCAAAGUGUAGGCGAAAGGCCUUUUCGUGAGUCGGAGCAUCGCGCAGGAAGUGACUACGCAGACUUGAACGCACAGGACAUUGAUCCCGUGGCAGUCACACGAAUGAAAAUGUCAGAGGAGUUGAGGUCGAUGUUGUCGAAAAGGAAUUCAGAUAUACGAUGGAUUAACCGACAACUGCCAGGUGUUGGACCCCGGAGGUGGCUGGAAGAAGGAACGGAGUCUACAUCAGCUGCCUACGGCGGAAGAGGGACUUCUGGUACGGAGUCUGACACAGAUAUUUCUGACAGGAUGGCAAAAUGUAGAUUGGUUCUCAAAGAUUCGGGUGGACUUGGUGGGCCGUGCUCCCGUCAUUCUUCAAGUGCUCAGUUCAGCUCAUCAGGAUCAGGUACUGAAUACUUGUAUGCAACGAGCGACACAUCGAUCAGGAUUCCAAUAACCCCACCUCCGACACCCACGGGUGGAUACUUUAUGCACCAACAAAGAUUGCCUUGUACAGCCAAACUUAUGUCACGAUAUCCACCGUUCUCUUCAACGCAUGAAGAAAGGCGGCAACCGUCCAUUCAUGACCGCACUCAAACAGUACCAUAUAGCGGGAGUCGAAACAGUUACAUAUCGCUACGCUGUGCUGGUUCGGGAGCUGCUGACAGCACGAGCGAAGGUUCAGAUAGAUUUGGCGAAAAGUGUAGGCAUUUCAGACGUGCAUCCUCCGAAGGGCACCCGCUUCAAUGUCAAAUGUCUGCUCGGGGAGCAGGAGGGAGAAGUUUGGCCUUUGGCGACUCGUUUCCGAGCAGGCGUCUGAACUCACAAGAAAGCGUCACCUCUCUACGUCACGAUCUCAACUACAGAGUGAAAGCGUUUCCUGCCAACACUGUUCAUGGAAUGCAGAUGAAAGGCGACAUUGGGGUGUAUUCUCCCCUCGAUUUUCACGCUAAACCUCUUUCUAGUAGCGCCAUUGCUAACGAACCAGGAAGCACUGGCGAGCAACAAGAACAUGCAAAUUUCGUACCAUCAGUUGUGCACUCCCAUAGUUUUGCGGAAGCUCCCUCACCAACAGAUGCAUUUGUACCAUUAACUUCAUGCGAAACAGUUCGUCUUCCCGUAUAUACCCAUGACUACAACUCUGCAGCAACACUUGAGAUGCGUGGAAAUGAACAUCUGCGCCUUCACGGUCUUGAAAAGCAUAUCUCAACUACGAAGAGUGGCGCGACAUAUUCAAAUUCAGUUGUUUUUUCUGUGCUUGCAUUGAUUGUGACAGUUGUUGUCCUAAGUAUUAUCAUGUUUACGAGCAAACAUGCAAAGGUUGGGGUUCCACUUCCAAGAGUGGUCUUUAACAAAUCCCAAAAACCUCUCGUUGACACUUCGGUGGUCCGUGACCUUCCUUUGACGGGUGUAUGUAGGACAGCCGCAUGUAAAAGCGAGGGCAAUUACCUGAAAGGUCUUCUAUCAUGGGACGUCGACCCAUGUGACAACUUCUAUCAGUUCGUCUGCAGGCGCUGGAAGAGUGCACAACAAAGCGAUGCUGGAAGCGUUUAUGCUGAACUGGUCCACCAGCUCGAAACCAGCAUACGAAGCCUUCUGCUAUUCAGCCAUAGUCCAGACGUCUUGCAGCCACUUAGAGAUGUUUAUCGAGAAUGUAUGGACACGGAACAACUUAACAGAAAUAGCCCCAGGCAUUUAAAGCAGCUACUUUCGCUCACCGCUCUUGAACGAUUUCCAUUCAGCUCUGCGACACAGAACAUAUCCUCCGUCUGGAAGGCAGCUGCAAGAAUACUGCUAGCGGUCGGUGCAGAAACUCUUCUGAGUAUUCGGAAAACUCGCCAUCCUUCAAGAAUGAACGAUACCAUUAUUGCGAUUAGAACACCCAAAGCUCUAUCACCACACCCUGGCAUCGUUCAAAGAACAUCGCUCUUCUAUAUGAACUGUUUCAACUCCGCAACAGCAGUGCUCGGGGAAAACACCCUUUCUACAAGAGAACUGGCAAGACUUGCAAGCUUUGCAGCAACUGUGGAACUGUUGUCUUUCAACAGUACUAUGCUGCACGUGCCUUAUCAGCUGGACACGCUGAAAGCUAGUCCUUACCUGCUGGAGUUCACCUCAGAAAUCUUCACCAGUUGGAAACCUCUAGCUCACGCUGGGAUGCAAACCGAAGUACUCCUCGAGUGUCCGGAUUGUUUUGACCAACUAGUACAGCUAGUGAAAAACACUGAGGCGUACAUUGUGCUGAACUACAUGGGCGUGCGGUUAAUGAUAGAGAUUUCGGCCUUCGAGCCCUCUGGAAAAUAUCUCAUUCACGCCCUGACAUAUAACCUUUAUGGUCGGCUGCAACUUCCAGUGCCCCGAUGGAAGUUGUGCAUUCGUAUGACAGAACGUGCAGUCCCACCUGUCUUCCUGCUUGCCGUGAGAAAAGUUUACGAAAAUUUCAUGGCGGACAGCUCUACUCUUCAACAUCUUAUAAAAGGAAUGACUGCGAACUUGCACGGUGCUCUGGACAGGCUACUCAUACUCGAUGAAGUUACAAGAACGGAGGCACGAAUGUUGCUUAAUGAGUCUCGGAUAGUUCUGUUCCAUCCUUCGUGGAUUACAAACCAACAAAGAAUGCAGGCGUUCAUCGAAAACCUUCCCAAUGUGACAGCUGUGAAAGGAAUGACCAUCUUCUACAGACUCCGUGGGUACAGCUUCGCCAGUUCCUUGCAGCAGGCUCUGGAAGAUCGAUGGGUUGGCUCCGCUUUCAGCGAGGAUUGCCACACCGAAGAACUGACUUUAUUCAUCCCUGUUCUUCUAUUCAAUAUCUCUAUUUUCACUGAAUUGGAUGGUAGCUUCCAGCUUCCGCAUGCAGGUGUAAAAAUCGUGCGGUGCUUGCUGCGCAUGGUGCUCCGUGGUGUAGCUGCUGGAAGUCGGGCUGCACGUAACACUUGGUGGCCAGACCUAAGCGAUUCCUUGCUAGGUCGUGCACAGCUGUGCUUCAACCAAUACGCUAUGACUCCAUCUACUUCGUUGACGCUACUGGAAACUGCAGCUGCACUGCAGCCAGCUCUUGAACAUUUUCUGGGAAAGAAAAGGCAUGCCACGCGGCUUCAGACGUUACCGACAUUUGAGCACCAACAUCUGUUUUUCGUGUUCCACGCAAUGGGAUACUGCGAAAAGACACCGCCGGAAGGAAACUCAUCCGAAGUUACGUCGGCGGCUCUUGCCGUCAAUGUACCCCUCUGGAACAGUCGCAUGUUUCAAGAGACAUUCAUGUGCGCAAUUGGCACACAAAUGAACCCGUUAAAGAAGUGUCCACUUUGGAAGCAGCAGACAGCUAUGCAGGAGUGAUAUUUAGGUGUUAUACGUGGCGGAUUUUUUUCUUUGCGAGGAAUAUAAUCCCUUCCACAGAGCAAUGUUUCUACUCAAAUGAUAUAAGCUAUAAUAAACGUUAUGCUUCA